Messenger RNA from Orbicella faveolata, 940 nucleotides. RefSeq lists its product as uncharacterized. The record is from RefSeq and is a predicted model, not a curated record. Gene Ontology annotation, molecular function: DNA binding. NCBI's taxonomy places the organism in Eukaryota, Metazoa, Cnidaria, Anthozoa, Scleractinia, Merulinidae.
UACCGAUGGCGCGCUUUCGCAAAAUUUCCUUGAUUUUCCGAUUUUGAACAAAAUCGUGCUCUUGUCUUGGUAAGUUUUAGUGCAUUUUACAGAAUGUCAACCUUCUCCAAAACUCCACAUCUGCUAACAAAGGAAAGAUUAAAGAGUGCCUUGAGAGCCAACAAUAUUCCUCUGCCGAGAGCGGAGCAAAAGAAAGCUUUCUAUGUCGACUUGUACCUCGAGCACUUGACUUCCCAAGACGACGACGAGGAAUUUUCAUCAGAUGAUGAUGAAUCGUCCGAGUAUUCUCCGAUGCGAGCCAGUGAGAAACUUCCUAGUAAGCCACCACAAAAGAUUGUACUCAAUAAAAGAGUGAAAGGUGGUCUUCCAUUCGAUGUGACAGCUUUGUCUGAUGGUGAUCUUGCAAGGCAGUUGAAAUCCUUUGGCGCCGCUGCAGGACCAAUCACGGACUCCACUCGUCCACUGUAUCAGAAGAAACUUGGUAAGGUUCCUUUCAUGGCCCACAGCAAAUUAUGAUUUCGGUAUUUUUUGCUAGGAACUACUGUUCAGUAAGGAAACUCCAAAGCAGGGGCUAUUACAUGUCAAUACAAAUUAUUGCUGUAACUCGUAACAUCCCCUUUGACUGAGUAUGUUUGAUGGACCCUUGAUGUUAUACAAGAUUAUACCUCAGAACAGUUGCCUCAUAUAACAAUGUGUUACCAACUUUAUUUCACUCGGAAAUACAGCGCAUUAAAAGCAAAUUUCAACAAUUGACAUAAUUAACAUAAUUCAAACAGCCCAUAAGUCCCUACGCCAUACCACACCAAUCCACCAUUUUAUUUCGCUCUGAACCAAGAUGUCUGCUUCUGAGCGUGGUGAUGACAAUCCUUCAAAUGAUACAGCCAUCUCACUUCAAAGAGCUGAGCCGAAGGAAGGGGAAGGUAGUGUACGUCCUGUCUCC